Chara braunii is the source of this 2869-nucleotide messenger RNA. NCBI's taxonomy places the organism in Eukaryota, Viridiplantae, Streptophyta, Charophyceae, Charales, Characeae. The record is from the annotation of a GenBank genome assembly.
UCAGCAACUUGAAGUGGAAAGGAAGAUCACGACUUGAGCCAUCAUGGUGGAUGAUAUGCCGGCGGCAUCGGACGAAAGCGAUGAGGACGUAGAGACGGCUCUGGGCGACUUGCAGGCAGUUUUCCACGGGCGGCAGGAGAAUCCCGAUCUUGCUCCGCACAUGCCCAGCGAGAAGCAGGGUUAUCGUCAGCGGCAGCUCUUUCCUAAAGGAGAAAAUGCAGGUCGAGACACAACUCGUCAGGCGCUGACCGUGGACCAAAUGCUGGAGCGUCACGUUGGUCAGCUCGGUCGAGGUCAGCUGUGUCAGUUCUUUGUGCUCAAUCUUGCCUGGAUACUGAAAGCCAUCCACACAUUCGUCAUCAUCUUCUCCGACCUGGAACCGGACUGGUCAUGUGUGGGAGGAGGAGGAGGAGGAGGAGCAGGAGCCCUCACCACGAGCUAUACGGCGGACUUGCUCACCACCUCCGCCGCGGUCUCGAUCCCAUCACCUGCGUCGCUUUCCAGCAGCACCUGGAUGACGGCGUGCAAUUCCAGCGCCGCCUCUUCUUCUGCUUAUUGCCAGCUGCCGAGGGCUCAAUGGAACUGGACUAACCCAGAGAGAUCAACAAUAUCCGACUUGGGGAUGUUCUGUGAUCGGAACUACCAAGUAGGCUUGUCCCAGUCUAUCUUCUUCCUGGGGUUCCUUGUGGGGGCAGGCUUCUUCGGGACCGUUUCCGACGGCUCCAUGGGGCGCAAGCGCACGAUGCUCUUGGCCUGCGCGAUCGCGGGGGUGUCGGGAUUGGUGACCGCGGCCUCGCCGAACUUCAUAGCCUAUGUGAUACUCCGGCAUAUCACCGGGAUCGGGACGGCGGGAAUAACACUCAAUGCGUUCACGCUCUCGAUGGAGAUGAUAGGCCCGAAGAGACGAGGGAAGGCGGGCACUUUGGCGCGCUCCUUCCUGGGAAUUGGCAUCAUGCUGCUGCCGCUGAUCGCCUUCCUCUGUGCGGAUUCGUGGCGCUUGCUGUAUGUCGUCUCGAGUGUGCCUUCUCUCUUCUUCGUGCUCCUAAGCGCCAUUGCAGCUAAUGAGUCUCCACGAUGGCUGCUUGUUCAUGGCAGAACAGAGAAGGCGAUGGCCAUUCUGAGGAGCUUGGCGAGGAGGAAUGGAAGACGGAUCCCGCACAACGUGACACUCAAGGAGCCAGAGUGCAAAGGAGGGAUGGUGGCCAAAGGAAUGGUGGGGAGAAAGGGAGGAGAGGACUUGUAUGGAUCGGGAUCGGGCAGAACCAGCGACGGCGGCGAGUCUUGUUCGUCCUCUGCAGACUCGGACAGCGGCGACGACGAGAGCGGGACCAUCGGGAUUGACGAGAGCGGGCUCAUUUGCGGCGAUGGCGGCGAUUCUCGAGCAGCAGGUGCCAUGGCCCCCAAGGUCGGUCAUCCUGAUGGGGAGAGAAAGAAAGCUGGUCGGGAUAGAUGGAAAGGAAGCAGCAUAGGAGACCGCGGGUGGUCGGAGAAGGUGGCAGACAUUCACGCCGGAGGUGGGGACCACAGCUUGAACGGAAAGGAGGGCACGGACGAUGACCACGGAGACGGAGAGCCACACUCGCUGUCAGUGAGCACAACGACAGUGAGUACGGAGCCGCCGUCGAAAUCGUCGUCGUCGUCUUCUUCUUCAUCGUCGUCAACCCUUUCCACUCCUCGGUCAUUGGAGGAUGGGCGGGGUGCUCUGGCCCCCAUGGGGGAGCAUGUGUACCGGGGGGGUGCUGCUGGCUCCGUGGGGGGACCUGUGGAGCUAUCGGCGGAGGGUGCGCGGGGCGCUCCUGCCCCCGGGGGGGGGGCUAAGGAGCUGUUGGAGGGUGCGCGGGGUGCCGCUGCGCCCAUGGGACAUUUGGACCUGCAGGAUGGCAUGUCAUCACCGGGUAGCAAAAGUGCUGUCGAGGGCAGCAACGGCGCCAAGGUGUCGGCUUUCCGCGACGUAAAGGUUCUACAGCAGCAGAAGAAUGUGCUCGAGCGGAUCGUGAUGCCUGGCGGGGGGGUUGAUAAUGCGCUGACGCUGGAGCCAGCAGCGAAGGCCGGGGGGAAGAAAAAAAGAAAAGGCAGAGGAGGCGGCGGAGGACGGGGGGCUUGGCGCGACGUCUUCAAAAGGUGGGAGAUCCUCAAGAGACUCAUAUGCAUCACCUACAUUGGCUUUUCUGCCUCCAUAGCCUAUUAUACCUCUUGCUUGAACAUAGGAAAUCUGGGGUCCAACAUUUACCUGAGCACCGUGUUUAACGGUCUGGCCGAGGUGCCAGCCUACUUCCUCACCACUGUAUUGGUCAAUCGAAGGGGUCACAGGUUCCUUCUCUUCGAUGGGCUUGUGCUGUCAGGCACGUGCUCCAUCAUCGUUGCGAGUAUGUCGACUGUCGUGGGUCGGGACAUCCCCAAAGCAUCCAACGACGCGGACGCCAUCGCUAGGCUCGUCAUAGCCUUAAUGGGCAAAUUCGGAAUCGCGUACACGUACAACAUGAUGGACCUGAUCACGACGGAGUUGUUCCCGACGGCUGUGCGCAACGUGGCCUAUGCGACGGGAUCGCAAUCAGCGCAAGUGGGAGGUGCGAUCGCGACUUACAUCGCGUUGCUGGGGAGAAAGAGCUCAGUCGUUCCCUCGAUCAUGGUCGGGCUGAUGAGCUUAUCAGCGGCCGUCGUCAGCCUGUUCCUGCCCGAGACACUGCAUCAACCUCUUUACGAAACGGUCGAGGAAGUUCCCGCGUCGGUUCCGCUCGGGCAGAGCCUACAGCAGAUGGUCACCUGCGGGGGCUCGAUCGCCUGCCAUAACUAUUGACCAUCUUCUUCUUCUUCUUCUUCUAGUACCUAAUUGCGGACAGCAGCAGUAAUGAUAGUUUCAUUCCAUUUC